Messenger RNA from Australozyma saopauloensis, 1461 nucleotides. RefSeq names its product uridine kinase (gene URK1). The record is from RefSeq and is a predicted model, not a curated record. The transcript has a single exon. Gene Ontology annotation, molecular function: ATP binding; uridine kinase activity. Bases 1 to 1461 code for a protein of 486 amino acids. Lineage: Eukaryota; Fungi; Ascomycota; Pichiomycetes; Serinales; Metschnikowiaceae. Gene Ontology annotation, cellular component: cytoplasm. Gene Ontology annotation, biological process: pyrimidine-containing compound salvage.
AUGAAAAUGUCAUCCCGAGGACUAGAUUCAACUACUGAUAGCACUUCGCAGUUUGCUACCAUAGAGAAGACUGAGCCAAGUAAACGGUACACUCCUCCUUGGACUAAACCAUAUAUAAUUGGGAUUGGUGGGUUUUCAGGUUCUGGUAAGACUUCAAUUUCUCAAAAAAUUAUUCUGGAACUCAACCAACCCUGGACGGUGUUGCUCCUGUGUGAUAAUUUCUACAAGGCUUUGACAGAGGAGGAAAGAAAGCUUGCCUUGGCAUCGCAGUAUGAUUUUGAUUGUCCGGCUGCGAUGGAUUUGGAAUUAUUGGUUGAAAAGUUAGACUCUUUGAAACGAGGAAAAAAGACUGAGAUUCAGAUUUACUCAUUUUCAGAACACAACCGUACCGAAAAGCUGUUCACGAUAUAUGGAGCCAAUGUGAUUAUUCUAGAGGGAAUAAUGGCACUCUAUGAUCAAAGGUUGCUUGACAUGAUGGAUAUUAAAGUGUUCGUUGACACCGAUUUAGAUGUCUGCUUGGCUCGGCGCUUGACUAGAGAUAUUCUCUACAGAGGAAGGGACCUCGUGGGUGCUUUGCAACAAUGGGAAAGAUUCGUUAAACCUAAUGCAGUGAAGCAUAUCUAUCCAACUAUCCGUAAUGCUGACUUAGUCAUCCCGCGUGGACUUGACAACACCACUGCUAUUGACUUGUUGAUUCAACAUGUCAAAAAGCAACUUGCGGUUAAGAGCAAAUUGCACAUCCAAAGACUUGAGGCACUAGGUCAUAAUUUUCAGUUCAACGUCCAAAGCUGCAAGAACUUACAUAUCCUACCUUCGACUCCCCACACUAGAGGAAUCCAUUCCAUCAUUCUCAGCAAAAAAACCGAGCGCACGGAUUUCAUUUUCUACUUUGAUCGUAUGUCUAACCUCCUUAUUGAAAUGGCUUUGGAUACAUUGACCAAUUACACCUCUGUUGACAUCCGGUGUAUCAAGGAUUAUACUUACAAAGGGUUGAAGCAGACCCUGGAAGUGAUCGCAGUGAGUGUGAUUCGUAGUGGUGACUGUUUUAUGAACUCCAUGAAGAAGUCAAUCCCAGACAUUCCAAUCGGAAAGCUCUUGAUCCAAAGCGAUGCGUCUACUGGCGAACCACAUUUGCAUACUGAGUCGUUACCCAAGAGGGAGCAUUUAGCAAAGUACAUUUUGCUUGACGCUCAGAUGAUCGGAGGUGCUGGCGCCAUUAUGGCCAUUCAAGUUCUCAUUGACCAUAAAGUCAAGCAAGAGGACAUCAUUCUUGUUUGUUAUCUGCUGUCUGAAAUCGCUAUGCGCAGACUUUUCCGUGUUUUCCCCGAGAUUACUGUUGUUGUGGGUAAACUUAGUAAUUCUGAGGAGGUUGAUACAACUUACAAUAUGGAGGGAUUCAAGGACUCGGACUGGCCAUUUCUGAACAGGUUUAUUGAUUCACUCUACUUUGGGACAGACUAG